AUGCAGUGUCCGUAAACACACAGUAAUACGUGGACCGUUUCAAUUAUCACAUACAAUUUCAAUUAUUAUUUUACAGUUGUAUUAGUUGACGUGCAUUUUUAAGAUGACUUUACGCUGGGGUAUCGUGUCCGCGGGCUUUAUCUGUGCCGACUUUGUCAAUGCUUUGAACACGUUCCCUGAAAAGGGUGACCAGGCAGUAGUAGCAGUGGCAGCUAGGGACAAGAGCAAGGCGGCAGAGUUUGCGAAAACCUUUAACAUUCCUAAAGUAUUUGACUCAUAUGAAGCAUUAGCAAAAAGUGACGACAUCGAUAUUGCAUACAUCGGCACUUUAAAUCCUUACCACUAUGAACUCUCAAAGUUGUUCCUUGAAAAUGACAAACACGUGCUGUGUGAGAAGCCCCUGUGUCUCAAUGCCAAACAAUCUGAGAGUUUGAUCAAGUUGGCUACAAAAAAGAACCGAUUUUUCAUGGAGGCUGUCUGGAGUCGCUUUUCUCCGGCUUACCUUGACUUGGAAAAAGAAAUAGAAUCUGGAAAACUUGGAGAAGUUCGCCUUGUACAAGGAAACUUUGGUUUUGCCUGUGAAAGCGAGAGAAUGUUCAAAAAGGAAUAUGGCGGCAGUGCUGUUCUGGACAUCGGGAUAUACUUGUUGCAAAUAUCCCAGUACGUGUUCAAAGAAGAGCCCAAGAACGUAACGACUGUUGGUAUUCGGGGUGAGACCGAUGUGGAUAUAUCGGAGACAGUAAUCUUGGAGUACAGCAAUGGCAAGAGAGCGGUCCUCAACAUAGAUGCUACACUCAAACUUGAUAACCAUACCACAAUAUAUGGUACAAAGGGGAGUUAUAAGCUGCACGAGCCUUUCCACUUUCCUCUCGAGACCACCGGGAGCGACGGAUCACUGAAGUCAUUCCCUCUGCACACUUCGAGUAUCCCGUACAACUUCGGUCCUAACAGCCCCGGCCUUGCAUACCAGACCCUUGAAAUAGCGAAGUGUAUUCGCGCAGGUAAGAUAGAGUCCCCACGUAUGUCUCAUAAGGAGACUCUCGUCUUGGCCAGACUCAUGGACACCGUGAGGAAGCAGUUGGGUGUGCAUUACGACGCCGAUGAUAAAGAGUAUCCUUAAUGCUUAGAUAACAAUAACUAUUAUAUACGAAGCGUGUGCAUUUGAAGGAAAUCCGACGCUUUUUAUUCCUGAUCAGGGGACGAAGCAGAUACUUUCCUCCAUCUAUGAUGAUACCACUACGUAAACCUAAUAUUGAGAUUGUGAUGUAACUGAAUGCAAUAAAUUCCUAUCACUAA
Trichoplusia ni (cabbage looper) is the source of this 1296-nucleotide messenger RNA. Its product is annotated as trans-1,2-dihydrobenzene-1,2-diol dehydrogenase-like. NCBI's taxonomy places the organism in Eukaryota, Metazoa, Arthropoda, Insecta, Lepidoptera, Noctuidae. Gene Ontology annotation, molecular function: nucleotide binding. The transcript has 6 exons. The record is from RefSeq and is a predicted model, not a curated record. The coding region runs from base 104 to 1120 and encodes 338 amino acids.